This is a messenger RNA of Trichoderma reesei QM6a, 771 nucleotides long. RefSeq lists its product as uncharacterized. The transcript is spliced from 2 exons. Bases 1 to 771 code for a protein of 256 amino acids. Lineage: Eukaryota; Fungi; Ascomycota; Sordariomycetes; Hypocreales; Hypocreaceae. The record is from RefSeq and is a predicted model, not a curated record.
AUGCAUCUCAUUCUCACCGGUGCCACAGGGCUCAUUGGCUCGAGCGUCCUGGACGCCAUGCUCAGAACGACUGAGAUCACAAAAAUCUCCAUCCUAAGUCGCAGGCCAGUCGCCAUGGCGGAAGACGCCAAAGAUGCUAGGGUGAAUGUCAUCAUUCACAAGGACUUUUCGAGAUACAACUCAGAGGUACUCAGCAAGCUUCAGGGCGCGAGUGGUGCGGUCUGGGCUCUUGGUGUCAGCCAAACGAAAGUUUCCAAGGAGGAGUUCAUCAAGAUUACAAAAGACUACCCUCUUGCGGGGGCGGAGGCAUUCUCGUCACUUGCCCCAAACAAUGGUCCGUUUCGAUUCGUGUUUGUGUCUGGCCAAGGCUCAACCCAGACCCCGGGUCGAUUUGCCAGUCUCUACAGUAGAACCAAGGGUGAGGUUGAGGCUGCAUUGUCUCAAAUGCGCAUCACAUAUCCCCGCCUCCUGGUCGACGCGGUGGGGCCCGGGUUCGUCGACAGCAAGAACCACGCGGCAAUCCAGCCGUAUCUCCCAGAUCAGGGUUUGUUUGUUGACGGGAGUAAGAUGUUGCUGAGAAAGCCGAUCGAGGUCGGCGCCAAGUGGUUGCAUUGUCCGAGCGAGCCAAUGGGACGAUUCUUGGUCGGUAUGGCAUUAGGAAAGUACGAAGCUCGGUUGCAAGCGGGGGAUGUUCAGUUCGAGACGUUGAAUGGCGGGUUGAGGAUCAUCAAGAAUGUGGCGCUGAAACAGUUGGUUAGUCAAGAGGACUAG